AUCGCCGCCCACCACUCAACACAUCCUCUCGAGUAUAGAUGAGGUUGUUUGAGCAUGUCCGAAGCGUCAGACCCCCAGUCGCAUGAGGAGACAGCGGCACAAAAUAGUCGCGAAGGAGAACGAUCGAAACGCUUUCGUUUCAAGUCCAAGAAGGACAAUGAAGAUGGCGACGAGAAUGAGUCAAGGGGUCACAAGCGACGGAAGGACCAAGACUCUGCGCAUAAGCACAGGAAACGCCGCAGGUCGUCACGGCACGGCACCGCUCAGUCGCACUCACACGAACGAACCUUGAAUUAUCUGUCGCCCGACCAGGCAUUUCGAGAGUCGCUGUUCGAUGCGCUCGGAGACGACGAAGGGGCGGCGUUCUGGGAGGGCGUCUACGGACAGCCUAUACACAACUAUCCCGACACCUAUCAAGAUGAAGAGACCGGAGAGUUGGAACGCAUGACCGACGAGGAAUACGCACAAUUCGUCCGGCGGAAAAUGUGGGAAAAGAGCUGGGAAGGGAUAGAAGCUGCCAAAGAAGAACAGAGGAGAGAAAGAGAACGGGAGAAACAAAGGGUACGCGACGAAGAGAACAGAUCAGAACGCGAGAGGCAGCACGCCAGGCACGACGAUCACAUUUUCAACACACAGAUCGAAGCCAGUCUCCGACGAGGGGAGAAGCGCAAGGAGCGCAAGCGGUGGCAGAGCUUGUGGGAGGAUUAUUUGCGCCGCUGGGCAGAUCUCCAGAGCCUUGCUCAAAAUCGGCAGAGACUCGAGGGCGAGGGCGAGCAGCUCUUUCUCCGCAACAAAAUUGCGUGGCCCGUCGAGUCAGGUAAACGCAAAGAUGUGAAUAGGGAAGAAAUCGGACGGUUUAUUAGAAAAGCUACAGCCGCUUUCGAAGUUCCGGAGGGCAGGGAUUCAUUCUCGAGCGUCGUCAAGGCCGAGAGAGUCCGAUGGCACCCUGACAAGAUCCAGCAGCGGUAUGGGUUCAUGAAAAUCGACGAGGACACCCUGAAGGCGGUCACAGCGGUCUUUCAGGCGCUCGAUGCUAUAUGGAACGAAAUUCGCGACAAGGCUGCAUAAUGAAAACAACUUUAGGGGAGUUGAGGCAAAUGCCACUUCUAAUCCCCUUUCUCUUUCUAUCAUCCUGGAGCUGCGCCUCAUUCCGUAUUGCACAGUCUAAUUAUUUAUAGGUUGAUCUCCGCCUGUCCAGUCUCGAAUGAUAUCGUCGGGGACGUCUCUCACUAAGACAUGGACAUGCUCCAUUCCCGGCACAGAUUGCAACGCCGUCCAAUUUUUGAACCACAUAACUUUUUCCUGCUCACCUGGCAGAUCCUUGACUCGAUCCACAAAGGUAGACUGAAUGAAAUCCUCGACUUGCUGUCUUGAUCUGGGUGUCAUGUCGCCUCUGGUCGGCUCUGAUUCCAAUCGGGUCUUGAGCCACACAAUGAUGUGCCUAAUACCAGGGGCCAAUCCAUAUGGCCAGUCGUUGACCAGGAUCUUAUAAUCUGCCUCAUCUGCGAAAGGGACAGGGUUAUUGACGGCGAAUCUGGGUCCUGUUUCCGGGGUCGACGAAGGUAAAGGGGUCCAUUUCAGUCGCUCCCUCAUGACAAAAUUGGGGACGCUGCCAUAGGUCGCCUUCGUCUGGCUUGACCACUUGAUGUAGCGUCUCAAGUCUGAAGGCCACCUUUUGAGUAUGCUGAGGUUGUGCUCGGCUGUCGAAACCUGUCAGAAAAAGAAAGGGAAGCUGACCCAAUGAGACCAUGUGCAGCGGAGCACACACCAAUGACCUGUUUCAGUUCUUCCCAGGUGUGUGGAUGGAAUUGGUCAUCUGUCAUGGCCAGGACAGACUGAUCCACUGCCGUGAGAGGGAACGGGGACGGGGUAUUGUCGGGGUUUGAAGCCAUAGGUUUCUGCGUGCUCCCAGUCUUCGUCUGCAAU
Messenger RNA from Cladophialophora immunda, 1926 nucleotides. RefSeq lists its product as uncharacterized. The record is from RefSeq and is a predicted model, not a curated record. The transcript has a single exon. The coding region runs from base 55 to 1068 and encodes 337 amino acids. NCBI's taxonomy places the organism in Eukaryota, Fungi, Ascomycota, Eurotiomycetes, Chaetothyriales, Herpotrichiellaceae. Gene Ontology annotation, biological process: canonical NF-kappaB signal transduction.